AUGGAAGUUAAAGCAAGUGUAACAAGCAACUCAAACAUCACCACCAUGCUCCAAAGUGAUGAUGAUGAAAUGGAUCUUCGAAGAGGUCCAUGGACUGUUGAUGAAGAUCUUGCUCUCAUCAAUUACAUUGCAACUCAUGGUGAAGGUCGUUGGAAUACCCUUGCUCGUUCAGCUGGACUCAAACGAACCGGAAAGAGCUGUAGAUUGAGAUGGUUGAAUUAUCUUCGACCAGAUGUUCGUCGAGGUAACAUCACACUAGAAGAACAACUUUUGAUUCUUGAGCUUCAUAGUCGUUGGGGAAAUCGAUGGUCGAAAAUUGCUCAAUAUUUACCUGGAAGAACCGAUAAUGAAAUAAAGAAUUAUUGGAGAACUCGUGUUCAAAAACAUGCUAAACAACUUAAAUGUGACGUAAAUAGCAAGCAAUUCAAAGAUGCAAUGCGCUAUCUUUGGAUGCCAAGGCUAGUGGAGCGAAUCCAAGCUGCCGCAGCAUCCACUUCCACUGCCCCAGCCACCACCAUUAAUAAUGGUUCUCCGAAUGUUACAACAACGGUCGUCACAAACAACUCGACGUACAAUGUUAACGACAAUUCCAAUAUUCAUAACUCGAAUGCAAACAUGAUGUUAACUCCAACAAUCAUGAACACGAACAAUUUAGGUUGUUUGCAUGUAGCACAAAGUUUUACACCGGAAAAUAGUAGCAAUGGUGCGACGGCCGCGUCAUCGGAUUCGUUCGGGACACAAGUUUCGCCUAUUUCGGAUUUAACUCAAGAUUAUUACAAUGUCUCUAUUGGUGGUAACAACAAUAUUAACCCUAAUUCUGAUUAUUACCAACAAUCUCAUCAAUUUGGAUUUUCAGAUUGCAUCACUAGUCCAUCAGGUUUGUUCCCUCAAAUGGAUUUCAAUAGUUCAUUGGAACCAAACACACCUUGGAUUCAAGGGGACACAUCCGACAAUUUCUGGAAUGUUGAAAACAUGUUGCUCUUACAACAACUCAAUGACAACAUGUUAAAAUAA
Molecule: messenger RNA, 1014 nt
Organism: Vicia faba (fava bean)
Lineage: Eukaryota; Viridiplantae; Streptophyta; Magnoliopsida; Fabales; Fabaceae
Source: the annotation of a GenBank genome assembly